AUGAGCGUCCGAACCGUCGAGCUUCGGCCCUUUCAAGACCAGAAGCCUGGAACUUCUGGUCUCCGCAAAAAGGUCAAGGUUUUCCAGAAGGAGAACUACUCCGAGUCGUUCAUCACCAGCAUUCUCAAGUCGAUCCCUGAGGGCGCUGAAGGUGCUUUCCUCGUCAUCGGCGGUGAUGGUCGUUACUGGAACCCCGAGGUCACGCAGUUGAUCGCCAAGAUCAGCGCAGCAUACGGAGUCAAGAAGCUCUUGAUCGGUCAGGAUGGUAUCCUCAGCACUCCAGCUGCCAGUCACAUCAUCAGGAUAAGGAAGGCCACCGGUGGUAUCCUGCUUACAGCCAGCCACAAUCCCGGAGGCCCUGAUGAGGACUUCGGUAUGAAGUACAACCUGGCCAACGGUGCCCCCGCCCCCGAGAGCGUCACCAACAAGAUCUUCGAGACCUCCCAGACUCUUACCUCGUACAAGAUCGCCGAUAUCCCCGACGUUGACCUGAGCAAGAUUGGCACACAGAAGGUGGGUGAUCUCGAGGUUGAGAUCAUUCACUCCACAGAGGACUACCUUGAGAUGCUUAAGAGCAUCUUCGACUUCGACCUUAUCAAGUCGUUCCUGAAGGAACACUCCGAUUUCAAGGUCCUCUUCGAUGGACUUAGCGGUGUCACUGGCUCGUACGGUGUUGACAUCUUCGAGAAGGAGCUUGGCAUUCCGAACAGCACACAGAACUGCGUUCCUCUGCCAGACUUCGGCGGACACCACCCCGACCCCAACCUCGUCUACGCCAAGUCUCUCGUCGACGCUGUGGACAAGAAUGGUGUUCACUUUGGUGCUGCCAGUGACGGCGAUGGUGAUCGAAACAUGAUUUACGGCGCAAAGUCGUUCGUCUCACCCGGUGACAGCUUGGCCAUCAUUGCCCACCACGCCGAGCUCAUCCCAUACUUUAAGAAGCAGGGCAUCUACGGUCUCGCACGAAGCAUGCCCACAUCUGGCGCGAUCGACCUCGUCGCAAAGAAGAAGGGUGUCGAGUGCUAUGAGGUGCCCACAGGGUGGAAGUUCUUCUGCGGUCUUUUCGACUCUGACAAGAUGAACAUCUGCGGUGAGGAGAGUUUUGGAACUGGCUCCAACCACAUCCGCGAGAAGGACGGUCUGUGGGCUGUGGUUGCCUGGCUCAACAUCAUCGCUGGUGUUGGACAGCAGACUGGCUCCACCCCCAGCAUUGCAUCAAUCCAAAAGGACUUCUGGAAGACAUACGGACGCACAUUCUUCACCCGCUACGACUACGAGGGCUGCGAGACCGAGGGCGCCAACAAGGUCACUGCCCACAUGAAGGAGCUUAUCACCACCAAGAAGGACGAGUUCGUUGGCUCCACCAUCGCCGGCCGCAAGGUGGUUGAGGCUGAUGACUUCUCGUACACCGAUCUCGACGGCAGUGUCAGCAAGAACCAGGGUAUUUUCGUCAAGUUCGACGAUGGUAGCCGCAUCGUCGUACGUCUUUCUGGUACAGGCAGCAGUGGUGCUACUAUCCGUCUCUACAUUGAAAAGCACACUAGCGACGAGUCCACAUACGACCAGGAUGCACAAGAUUUCCUCAAGGACAAUGUCAAGCUGGCAACGAACCUCCUGAAGCUGCAGGAAUACGUUGGCCGCACCGAGCCUGAUGUCAAGACCUAA
Molecule: messenger RNA, 1665 nt
Organism: Ascochyta rabiei
Lineage: Eukaryota; Fungi; Ascomycota; Dothideomycetes; Pleosporales; Didymellaceae
Product: Phosphoglucomutase (alpha-D-glucose-1,6-bisphosphate-dependent)
Exons: 3
Coding region: 1-1665 (554 amino acids)
Biological process (GO): carbohydrate metabolic process
Cellular component (GO): cytosol
Molecular function (GO): magnesium ion binding; phosphoglucomutase activity
Source: RefSeq, a predicted model, not a curated record